Helianthus annuus (common sunflower) is the source of this 1068-nucleotide messenger RNA. RefSeq lists its product as uncharacterized. The record is from RefSeq and is a predicted model, not a curated record. Bases 1 to 1068 code for a protein of 355 amino acids. The transcript has a single exon. Lineage: Eukaryota; Viridiplantae; Streptophyta; Magnoliopsida; Asterales; Asteraceae.
AUGGACGUGAAUAAAGCCAUGUUGACAUCUCACAUUUGGAGCAUAAUAACGAAUCGUAAAUCGCUGUGGGUUCAAUGGAUUCAUUCUUAUAAGCUGAAAGGUAAAAGUUUCUGGGAGAUUCAAUGUAAAGGUAAUAUUACUUGGGGAUGGCGGAAACUCUUGGCUAUUCGGCCUAGUAUUCGGUCAUCUAUUUGGAUAACUGUAAAAAGUGGGCGGCAAACUAAUGCUUGGAGUGAUAAUUGGUGUUCAUACAGUCCUCUUCGCUCUUUUAUCUCCCCUAGGGCGAUAGCAAAUGCUGGUUUUUCUCUUAAUUCUAUGGUUGCUGACCUUAUAUCUGAGACUGGACAAUGGUUGUGGCCUGAAGCUUGGUAUGAUACUUAUCCAGUCCUUAUAAAUGUUGAUAUCCCACAACUUAUAGCGGAUGUGGAAGAUCGGUUCGGCUGGAAAGAUUUGGAAGGCAAAAUUCAGCAUUUUGGAUCUUGGGAGGUUUGGAACAAUUUGCGGUAUAGAGAUGAUAAGGUUACUUGGGCUAAUGCGGUGUGGUUUACUCAAUGCAUUCCUCGUCACUCUUUUCAUCUAUGGCUAGUUAUCAAGGAUAAACUCAAGACACAAGAUAGGAUGUCGGUGUGGGAAGCGGGCAGUGCUACUAAUUUACAGCUCAUGUGUUGUCCAUUAUGCAAGUACGAUCGCGAUUCUAGAGACCAUCUAUUUUUCCAAUGCCCUUAUGCGUCUAAGGUAUGGGGUCUGGUUAGAAACAUGGUAGAUAUGGGGAAUGUAACGAACACCUGGUCAUCGAUCAUGCAAUGGAUGGAAACCAAUACAAACUCAAGAACUCUGGAGCAUAUUAUUUGCAAAAUCAUGGUAGCGGCGUCCACGUAUUAUAUAUGGCAGGAACGGAACAAGCGCUUAUUCUCCCCUCUUCAACGAAGUGCUGAGGCUCUCUCAAAAACUAUCACUGAUACGGUUCGGCUUAGGAUUAUGGGUCUCAAGAUUGGGGGGCAACCGAAUUACAAGAAGAUAAUGGAAAGGUGGCUGAUCUCGAAGAAUUUGGAGAUAGAUCCGGGUUAA